UUGCCUUAGGAGAUCACUUCAGUUAUGAUAUCAGAUACAUUUGAAUAAGAUCGAACAAUGGGGGCGACAGGGGAGGUCAAUGAGAUGGUGCAUCAUAUGCAGAAGUUUUCGUGGGUGGACUAUGUCGUGUUUGUGUUUAUGUUGGCGAUUAGUGCCGUUGUGGGCGUGUAUUGGGGUUUCAUGAAAAAGCAGACAACUCAAAAUGAUUACUUGCUCGGUGGUAGAAACAUGAAAGUAAUUCCUGUGGCUAUGUCUCUUGUUGCUAGUUUCGUCUCAGGAAUAACUUUGUUGGGAUCGCCGACAGAAGUCUACAUGCAUGGGACACAGUAUGCUUACAUUAUGGGCGGAAUAUUUCUAAUGUCGAUAGUAAUGACCCAGGUUUAUUUACCAGUGUUUCAUGAGCUUAAGAUCACCUCUAAUUAUGAGUACUUAUCGAUGAGAUUUGAUAACAGAGUCCGACUGUUUGGAUCGGUUUUAUUUGCAUUUACAUUGAUAGGUUGGUUACCAAUUGUUAUUUACGUACCGGCACUGGCUUUUAAUCAAGUAACUGGCGUCGAUAUACAUAUAAUAACACCAAUCGUGUGUUUAGUGUGCAUUUUUUAUACUAGCGCGGGAGGACUUCAAGCGGUGGUGUGGACAGAUGUGAUACAAAUCACGGCUAUGUUUGGGGCGAUGGCUUUGGUUGCAAUAAAGGGAACACUCGAUGUUGGCGGCAUAGCUGUUGUAUGGCAACGUAAUAUGGACAGUGGCCGUAUUGAACUUCCCAAUUGGGAUCCCAGUCCCCUGGCACGGCAUACAAUAUGGAAUUUGGUAAUUGGAGGAUUGAUCUAUUGGCUGCAAGCAAAUUCUGUCAACCAGACUAUGGUGCAACGUUAUUUAGCGUUACCCACUUUACGUGGAGCGAAAUGGGCAGUUGUACUAUUCUGUAUAGGUAUAUCAGUAUUAUAUUGCUUCUGUCUAUACUGUGGAUUGUUGAUUUACGCCCGCUUUCACGACUGUGAUCCUCUUCAGACAAAGCUAGCAAAAGCCAAAGACCAACUAUUACCACUGUUAGUGAUGGACGUUUUGGGAAACAUACCGGGUUUGCCUGGAGUAUUUGUAGCUGGAAUUUUUAGUGCUGCUCUGAGUUCCUUGUCAACAAGUUUGAACUCUAUGUCGGCCGUGGUUCUAGAAGAUUUCUAUAAGCCGUUUCAUAGAAAACAACUAUCUGAUCGGCAGACUGCUUGGCUAAUGAGGGGAGUCGUCGUUCUCCUUGGCGUUGUUUGUGUAGGAUUGGUAUUUAUUGUCGAGAAAAUGGGCACAAUUCUGCAGUUGACUAUGACCUUAGAAGCAAUGACCAUGGGCCCCCAGCUUGGUGUUUUUUCUAUGGGCAUUUUAAUGCCGUGGGUGGAUUCAACGGGCGCGCUAGUGGGCGGCAUAACCGGACUAGCAAUGAUGUCUUGGUGGUGCCUCACCGCUCAGAUGGCAAUUGCUCGCGGUUAUAUCUCGCAUCCUCACAAAUUGCUGACUACCGUAGGCUGUACAUACAAUUAUACUAUUUCCGAUGACAAAACCGGAUACUCAGACGAGGAAGUGAACCCGAUGCUCCAUGUGUCAUAUAUGUGGUACACGCUAGCUGGAGCAUUAGUGACCAUUUGUAUAGGCAUGGUAGUGUCACAAAUAAACCGUGCUCGUGGAAAACCAUAUGUCCCUCCUGCCCCCAAAUUACUUGCACCGCAACUAAGACGAUUGUAUCGAGAACCGCCGCAUCCCACUGAAGAACUCUAUAUAAGGGCUUACGGAAAUAAUAAGGGUACCUGUCAAACGAAUUCCACCUCAAUAAUCAUGAAACCUACAAAUGAAACAGAAGAAAUUAGUUGAUUAAUAUUGAUUUUGUUUAUUUAAUAAAGUGCUUGCAGGUCAU
Messenger RNA from Galleria mellonella (greater wax moth), 1903 nucleotides. Its product is annotated as sodium-coupled monocarboxylate transporter 1-like. Gene Ontology annotation, cellular component: membrane. Lineage: Eukaryota; Metazoa; Arthropoda; Insecta; Lepidoptera; Pyralidae. The coding region runs from base 58 to 1860 and encodes 600 amino acids. The transcript has 14 exons. Gene Ontology annotation, molecular function: symporter activity. The record is from RefSeq and is a predicted model, not a curated record. Gene Ontology annotation, biological process: sodium ion transport; transmembrane transport.